AUGGUGGGGAUUACACAGCCGACAAACCGGGAGCAUGUAAACGCGGAUGGAGUUCGGGAUUUAUUGCAAAAUAAGGGAAAGAUGACUGUCUUCUCUUUGUGUCUCCUAUUGUGCGCAGAUCUACUGGAUUUAGCUGUUGGAUAUUUGACAGUAACCAUUGAGCCCCUUCCUCCUGUUGUUGUGGGAGAGACUGUCACCCUGAAGUGCAACUUCAAGACUGAUGGAAGACUUCGAGAGAUUGUGUGGUAUAGGGUCACAGACGGGGGCACCAUUAAGCAGAAAAUCUUCACCUACGAUGCUAUGUUUAAUACCAAUUACUCUCAUAUGGAGGACUACCGCAAAAGGGAAGACCUUGUCUACCAAUCUACAGUUCGGCUCCCAGAGGUACGGAUCUCGGACAAUGGACCGUAUGAAUGCCACGUGGGCAUCUACGACCGAGCGACGAGAGAAAAGGUGGUCUUGGCAUCGGGAAACGUCUUUCUCACCGUUAUGUCACCUCCAAACAACAUCUCAGUUUCGGCAGAGAACUGUCCAGCUCCAUUCAGCCGGUACCAGGCCCAGAACUUCACUCUGCUGUGCACUGCAAAGGGAGGCAAACCUGCACCUUCGGUGUACUUUAAGCGGGAUGGAGAGUUGAUAGAGGUGAUAUCCUACAUCCACCCCUCAGCCGAGGACGGCGGUGGCUCAGCAGGGGUGCGGGGUGCCAGGCCACUCAUCAGCAGAGACCUGGACGACACCAAGCUGCAGAGGUCCCUCUCCCUGUUGGACCCCGAGGGCCGGCCAGCCCGCAUGUUCACCGAGAGCCCUGAGCGUCGUUGGACCCCGGGCCAGCACACCCAGGGUCGGCAGCAGAAGGAGCAGCCCAGCCCUGCCACGGAGAUCAUUCCAGAGACAGUUGUGAGCCGGGAGUUCCCUCGCUGGGUCCAGAGCACUGACCCACUCUACUACUUCAGCCACACCCACAUCUCCCAGAGUGAUGGCUCUGUGCUGGUGCAGGCCAGACUCACCUGGACCCUUAACCCCCAGCUGGACAAUGACGCCAUGUUCAGCUGUGAGGUCAAGCACCCAGCACUGUCCAUGCCCAUGCAGACAGAGGUCACACUGGCGGCUCCUAAGGGCCCCAAGCUUUUCAUGACCCCCACCAGGGCAAAGGUAGGGGAUACGGUGCGCAUCACCGUGCAAGGAUUCCAGAAUGAGGUGUUCCCUGAGCCCCUCUUCACCUGGACCCGGGUCGGGGGCCGUCUGCUUGACGGGAGUGCCGAGCGGGAUGGGAAGGAGCUGAUUCUGGAGCGAGUGCCAGCCGAACUCAACGGCUCCAUGUACCGCUGCACGGCCCAGAAUCCUCUGGGCUCCACGGACACGCACACUCGCCUCAUCGUCUUUGAAAAUCCUGCAAUGAUGAAAAACACUCAGAAUCCGAACAAUGGAGCCCCUCGCAUGGAUGUAGUCGGACUAAUAUGGAUGGUGCUGUCCCUGGCCCUCACAGUGACUGUGGAACUGACGUGA
Salvelinus namaycush (lake trout) is the source of this 1506-nucleotide messenger RNA. RefSeq names its product immunoglobin superfamily, member 21a (gene igsf21a). NCBI's taxonomy places the organism in Eukaryota, Metazoa, Chordata, Actinopteri, Salmoniformes, Salmonidae. Gene Ontology annotation, cellular component: adherens junction. The record is from RefSeq and is a predicted model, not a curated record. Gene Ontology annotation, biological process: homophilic cell-cell adhesion; heterophilic cell-cell adhesion. The transcript has 10 exons. The coding region runs from base 1 to 1506 and encodes 501 amino acids.